Anopheles marshallii is the source of this 987-nucleotide messenger RNA. RefSeq lists its product as uncharacterized. The record is from RefSeq and is a predicted model, not a curated record. The coding region runs from base 1 to 987 and encodes 328 amino acids. The transcript has 7 exons. Lineage: Eukaryota; Metazoa; Arthropoda; Insecta; Diptera; Culicidae.
AUGUGGCUCCCAGUGGUAAUGGAUUUACGACUCCCCAUCCUCUGUUUGCUGAUAGUGGCAGAAAUAUCCGUAGGCUUGCGAAAUGUCCGUGUCACAGUACCGACGGCGGUGCGAAAAGGCGACUCGGCACACCUGUUCUGUGACUACGAGCUUGAAGACAAGGAACGACUGUAUUCGAUAAAAUGGUACAAGGGCAAGCGUGAGUUCUAUCGGUACACGCCACAGGAAAAACCAUCCAUGAAAGUAUUCACUGCUGUAGAUGUGGAGCGAUCGUUAUCGAACGAGAGUAACGUCGUUAUCAAAGCACUCGAAACGAACGUAUCGGGAAAGUAUAGCUGUGAGGUGUCGGCUGAUGCUCCAUCCUUUCACACAAUCAUAGUAUCUGGUGAUAUGGAAGUCAUAGAACCACCGCCGGAAAAACCAUCAAUAACGGGGCUGCAGGGCCGAUACCGACCGGGUGACAUCCUGCGGGGCAACUGCACCUCGAUUAAUUCUAAACCGCCUGCAAAUCUGACGUGGACGAUUAAUGACGUACCGAUAAUACCCCAGUACUACAAACAGUAUCGACCCAUCAAGGACACGCACACGGGCCUGGAAACAUCCAUUCUGGGCAUUAACAUUCUGGUUGCUCAUGGACACUUUGUUAAAGGAAAACUCAAGCUCAAAUGCCAAGCGACAAUACAUCAGAUCUAUGACGAGAGCAGCGAAUGGUACGUGGAAGAGGAUCGACCUCGAAUACUGGCGACGGGUUCGUCCAGCGGACACAAUCUUAAUCAAAUUUAUCAACAGUCGGUGUACGAUGGAGAGCUAACAGAUCAAAGCGAUAUGUACCUAACCGUCAAUGGAUACAAAGCGGAUAAAUCACCAACGUCCUCAUCGUCCGCCACCAAACAAGUCGGCGCGUACGUGAAGGUGGGUUGGAUUGCGUUCUACAUCUGCACCAUCUGCAGCGUACUGCUGUACUCGCUGCGAAUCGGCAUCUCCUGA